AUGGAGAAAGGAAACACACCUGGCACAGGUCACUCAUUGGCCAACUCAAUCACCAACUCGGGUCCAAUUUCGAUCUUGGCCUACUGCUUAUCCUCUAUUUUGAUGACUGUUACCAACAAGUUUGUUGUAUCAGGCUUCAAUUUCAACUUAAACUUCCUUUUGUUGGCAGUACAAUCUGUUGUUUGUAUAUUGACUAUUGGUACUUUAAAGACAUUUGGUGUCAUCACUUAUAGACAAUUUAACAAGGACGAAGCCAAAAAAUGGUCACCAAUUGCAUUUUUAUUAGUGGGAAUGAUUUACACCUCAUCUAAAGCAUUACAAUAUUUAUCUAUUCCAGUUUACACCAUUUUCAAAAACUUGACCAUUAUUUUGAUUGCUUAUGGUGAAGUUAUUUGGUUUGGUGGUAAAGUCACCACCAUGGCUUUAAGUUCCUUCUUGUUGAUGGUUUUCUCGUCAGUUAUUGCUUAUUACGGUGACAAGGGUGAAGCCAAGACUGUUGAUGAUCAAUAUGCCUUGUAUUUGGGAUACUUUUGGAUGUUCACCAACUGUUUUGCCUCAGCUGCAUUUGUUUUGAUUAUGAGAAAGAGAAUCAAGUUGACCAAUUUCAAAGAUUUUGAUACCAUGUACUACAACAAUCUUUUAUCUAUUCCAAUCUUGUUGGUUUUCACCUUUUUGUUUGAAAACUGGUCACCAGAAAACUUGGAAAAGAACUUCCCUGCUGAUAACAGAACUGCCACUAUUGUUGCUAUGGUUUUAAGUGGUGCUUCAUCUGUCGGUAUUUCUUACUGUAGUGCUUGGUGUGUUAGAGUCACUUCAUCCACCACAUAUUCCAUGGUUGGUGCUUUGAACAAAUUACCAAUUGCAUUGAGUGGAUUGAUCUUUUUCAAUGCUGCUGUCAAUUUCUGGUCAGUUUCAUCCAUCUUUGUUGGAUUUGUCGCUGGUUUAGUUUAUGCUGUUGCUAAGCAAAAACAACAAAAGGAAGCACAAGCUUUGCCAACUACCAAGUAA
Molecule: messenger RNA, 1008 nt
Organism: Lodderomyces margitis
Lineage: Eukaryota; Fungi; Ascomycota; Pichiomycetes; Serinales; Debaryomycetaceae
Gene: VRG4
Product: GDP-mannose transporter
Exons: 1
Coding region: 1-1008 (335 amino acids)
Cellular component (GO): Golgi apparatus
Molecular function (GO): antiporter activity; GDP-mannose transmembrane transporter activity
Source: RefSeq, a predicted model, not a curated record